Molecule: messenger RNA, 840 nt
Organism: Sphaeroforma arctica JP610
Lineage: Eukaryota; Ichthyosporea; Ichthyophonida
Exons: 7
Coding region: 1-840 (279 amino acids)
Source: RefSeq, a predicted model, not a curated record
AUGCGGGUGCUGUGUGCGAUUGCGCUAAGCUUUACGGCGGUGGUGGCAUCGACUGUCCGCAAUGGAGAGCGACUGACUCAACCUGUAAACGAUGGUGAGGAACAUGGCGUGCUCACAACACGCUAUGAGAUGUUCGAUUACAAACCCAAGGCACAGGACCUGGCUACAGUGGUGACCAGCGACGGGGGUGUGCGCAUUACUGUACUGACUGAUCGAUUGAUUCGCAUUGAGCAGGGGGUGAAGGAUGAGGAUUGUGAUUGUUACACCUUUGAAGACCGCCCGAGUGUUGCGGCGGUCAAUCGGCACCUGAAAGUACCGAAAUUCGAGACCACAGACAACGGCACUACGUUGUCUCUCACAAGCGAUCAAUGGGAGAUCACUCACGUUAUCGGCAGUGAUUUGGACGACCCAACUGGACAAAGCAUUAAGGUAACACACACCCACACACACUCGCCCCAUCACAGACAAAGCACGAAGGUAACACACACACACACUCACUCGCCCCAUCACAGACAAAGCAUUAAGGUGCAGGCUAUCACUGGGGACCAAUUAAUACAAUGGGACUCCAGCAAGCGAUCAAGCAAAGACAGCGUGGGUGGGGCGCUGUUGGACGAUUCCGAUGGCCCUGUGAUGGAUGAAAAGGACUGGUGGACCGAUAAGUCCGGCAAAGCGUACACCCGUCGCAACAAGGUGGACUGGUACCUGUUCUUGCACGGGCUGGACUACACAGGGGCCAUCUUCGACUACACACAGGUGUUUGGGCGUACCUCUCUGUUACCCAAGUACUCACUGGGCACCUGGUUCACUAGAUUAUAUACCCUUCAUAUCCUUAAAAUGUAA